Fulvia fulva is the source of this 636-nucleotide messenger RNA. RefSeq lists its product as uncharacterized. The record is from RefSeq and is a predicted model, not a curated record. The transcript is spliced from 2 exons. NCBI's taxonomy places the organism in Eukaryota, Fungi, Ascomycota, Dothideomycetes, Mycosphaerellales, Mycosphaerellaceae. The coding region runs from base 1 to 636 and encodes 211 amino acids.
AUGGUUGGCAACUUCCGCUGUUUCAGCAUGCAUUCACACAAGCUCACUUCGCCAAUGGCAUUUGAUUGGCGACUGGCAAAGCUCACACGCAGGCAGCGAACGGCCAUCUAUAUCUGCCACUUUCCGCAGCUUCUUUUCCUGUUCUCUCACCACAAUUACCAACACACUACCAACAACAUUCCCAAGACAGUCACAGCACCACCCGUUCUUCAACAUCCCCACUACAAGAUCACCAUCCAAGCACCCAAUAUGGCUGACAAGCAAGCGAACCAGACAUUCUCAUUCGAGAUCGUGAGCUGUUUGCUUGCUGCGCUUUCGGAGUCUGGCGCAACCGUUGGUGCGAAGCACUAUGCGAUGAUGGCGAAGAUCGAUGGCACCAAGAGCCAGUCCGGCUACGAGCACAUGUUCCGUGCAGUCAAGGCUCGCGCGAAGGAGAUCAAUCAGCAGAAUGCCAAUGGAGGCGGCGAGAAUGGCACUCCUGUUAAGAAGACCAAGAGCGCUGCCAGCACACCCGCAAGCAAGCGGAAGCGCGGCAAGAAAGCGGCCGGAGAAGAUGAGGGCGAUGAUGCGGAGCUUGAUACGAAGAAGACCAAGGUCAAGGAGGAGAAGAACGACGAUUCGGGCGAUGAGCUGUGA